This is a messenger RNA of Sceloporus undulatus (fence lizard), 2336 nucleotides long. RefSeq names its product keratin, type I cytoskeletal 9-like. Lineage: Eukaryota; Metazoa; Chordata; Lepidosauria; Squamata; Phrynosomatidae. The record is from RefSeq and is a predicted model, not a curated record. The transcript has 2 exons. Bases 661 to 1164 code for a protein of 167 amino acids.
ACCCCCUCUGAACAAAUCUUGCCAAGAAGACCCCAGGAUAGGUUCGCCAUCAGUUGGAAAUGACUCGAGGUUUUAAGGUUGCAUGAGUUGAAAAUGACUCAAAGCCCCACAACAACAAGAUAGCCAUCAAUGCAAAGAAAUAGUAGAGAAUAACAAAAGAAGAAGAAAAGGAAGAGCAAUAAGAUAAAGGAAAUAAAAGGGAAGUUCAACCCCAAAAUUGGAAGGUUAUGUGACAGAACCAGAAACAUACUGCAAGACCAAGAAGCAAUUUAAAAAUGCUGGAUGCAAUAUAAGAAAAGUUCCUCUCCAAACCCAGGUGUAUUCCAACGGUUAACAGGGGGUUUUUGUACCUGCAUCCCUGCUUUUUUAAUUUAGAUAAUGUACUGUGAAAUUGCUAAAUAUUAUUCCAUGGAUCUUAAGGAUCACUUAAGAGAGUGAUCUUAAAACUGCUGGAGAGUGCCAGGUUGGUGCAGUGUUUUGAGCUUUGGACUUUGGGAGACCAAGGUUCGAAUUCCUCACAUUCUCUUAUCCUCAGAGAAUGACCUUAGCAAACAUCCCCCUCCGAACGCAGCUUGCCAAGAAAACCCAGUCUUUUCAGCAAUAAUGUGGAGUACAGAUUCCACCGAAACGUUAGGAAGAACCUCCUGAUGGAUCAUCACCAUGAGGAAGACCUGGGUCACCUGGACCUGGAUCUUCAUGCUCCUGGUGGCCCUUUUCAGUGAAGCCGCCUUUGGCCGCAGAGGCGGAGGUCGAGGGGGCGGCAGCAGCAAAGGACGAGGGUCCGGGACUUCUUCUUCAUCAGCUUCCCGUGGUGGUUUCCAUGCCCUGCCAAGGAAGAGCACCAGCAGUGGCCAAAGCCAACCGGGCGGCUCCGGCAGCAGCAGCGGUCGCGGGGCAAAGAUGGCAGGGGCAGCUGCAGUUGGGGCUGCGGUGGGCUAUGGCCUCAGCUCCCUUGGCAGACCCCGCUAUUCCCGGGGAGGAGGGUAUGGCUCCUCGUCGGCCAGCAAACCAGUGGCCCAGCCUGGCUUCCAGAACCCCAACUGGUCCGACCCCAUGAUGGAAAGCGAGGUCUACAGCCAAGCGUCCAAGGAGCCCUGUGGGGUGACCCUCCUCACCUUCUCCCCUGUGAUCUGUGGGGUCACCUACCUGCUUGCCCAGGGCUGAGUCUGAUGAAAGACUCAAGAUGAAGGAGAAGACGGCAGAGAGGAGUCGCCGAUCGUUCUUUGCUUUGCUUUUGCUGUGAAGGCUGAUGCUUGCCAGGGAUGAUGGGAAACUCCAUUGAGAGGGACCCACCAAAAGCCACGACCUUUCCAAGGAGUUUAUCACACAAAGGAGAUUGGGAGUUUAUCCCAUGAAUAUCCUGGGAAAAUUCACACGAAACGAUUUCGCACAGUGUCACACAAAACCCACCAUUAAAGUGGUCACAAUUAACGCGUAUCUUUCUACUUUCAGGAUUUCAGUGACAAUGCAUUUCCAAUAUCACUUUAUUUGCGCAAUUGCAUGUGAUAAUCAUUCACACAAUUCCUCACCAUUUUUGCUUUAUUUGCAGGAUGCUUUGAAUGCACUUUAAUCUCUCUUUAAUGCCAAAAUCUGUAAGGGAGCCAGAUGGGGUUUCUCAAGAUCAGGAAGCGCAUGGCUUGAAAAUGGGUGUGCAAAUCUCGGUGUAUUUCAUGUUUGCAUGAAGCACUUAAAAAAAAGUUUUAUACCCAUUGAGUGAAAUUAUGAAAUCUGCAAAGUUUUUGGACACAUUUGGAGACUUAGGUUUACAAGAACAGAUACAAUUGGAAUUAUUUAUGAAAUGCAUAAACUGCCUUUGGGGAUAAAUCCUCCCUGAGGACCACUAAGAAACUGGGCGAGACGCUGGCCUUUUGGAAGCUGAUUUGCAAUAUUUGCUCUCUUGCAAGGUAGAGGAGGAAGCUUCAUAAGUAUUGGUAUUCCUUUAAUACUUUUUGUUUGCUGUUUUAAAGGCUGGAAAUGAUUGAGCAACGAAGCAAUAAUGAAAAAGGCUCCUUCUGCUUCUGCAUCUGCAAUAAAUAUGUAAGGAAGCAAGCUUUCUCUUGAUUGACUCUUGGCCUCUUCUCUUGCUCCUCUUUUCAAAAGUGGUAAUAGCUCAGUAAUCAGUCAGUCCAAUCAAUCAAUCAUUGCCUUUCUCCCAAUAUGGAACAAGGUGGAUCACAAUAUAAGUUUGUUUGUUUUAAAAUCUACAGGUGUCAGGGAAACCGUGCAGCCCUCUCGAUGAUUUUGGAUUGCAUCUUCCAACAUUCCCCAUUUAUGGCUAUGACAGGUAGGGCUGAUGGGAGUUGCAGUCCAAUAACACUAGCUGGAAGGAUGCUUGA